Molecule: messenger RNA, 2622 nt
Organism: Brachypodium distachyon (stiff brome)
Lineage: Eukaryota; Viridiplantae; Streptophyta; Magnoliopsida; Poales; Poaceae
Product: BTB/POZ domain-containing protein NPY1
Exons: 4
Coding region: 313-2226 (637 amino acids)
Molecular function (GO): protein binding
Source: RefSeq, a predicted model, not a curated record
AAUUCCCACCACCCUUCUCCUCACCAAACCAAUUAACCCCUCCAGGGCUCCCUCUUCUUCGGUUCUUCCUCCCCCGUGUGCGUGCGUGCGUGCGUUCCUUGGGACUACGACCUCUGCAGGUCUCCCACAGUCCCCUGAAUAAAUAAAAGCCACGGAGGGAAUGCAGCAGAGAGGGGGGCAAGAAGACGUGAGAUGAAAGCAAGCGAGCGAGCGACGCACGCUGAGCUGAGCUGAGCAGCCGCAGAGAAGUUGUCGCCAAGGAGAAGGAGAUAGAGGCAGAGGGAGAGGGAGAGCAGCAGCUCAUCUUUCGCCAUGAAGUUCAUGAAGCUCGGCUCCAAGCCGGACGCCUUCCAGGCCGACGGCGACUCCAGAUAUGUGCUAUCCGACCUGCCGUCAGACAUCGUCGUCCAUGUCCAGGAUGCAAGGUUCUACCUGCACAAGUUCCCUCUGCUUUCCAAGAGCAGCCUGCUACAGAAGCUGAUCAUUGAGGCGAGCCAGAGCGGCGGCGGCGGCGGCGGCGGGGACGACGAGGUGUACCUCGACGGCAUCCCGGGCGGCGCGAGGGCGUUCGAGAUCUGCGCCAAGUUCUGCUACGGCAUGGUGGUGACCCUGAACGCGCACAACGUGGUGGCGGCGCGGUGCGCGGCGGAGUACCUGGGCAUGACGGAGGACGUGGACAAGGGCAACCUCGUCUUCAAGCUCGAGGUCUUCCUGGCCUCCGGCGUCUUCCGGAGCUGGAAGGACUCCAUCACGGCGCUCCAGAGCACCGCCGCGCUGCGUCCCUGGUCCGAGGAGCUGAAGCUGGUCGCCCGGUGCACGGACGCCAUUGCCGCCAAGGCCGCGGCCAGCCCCGGGAGCGUCGUGUGGUCGUACACGUAUAACCGGAAGGCCGCGUCCUCUGAGGAGAUUGUCGAGGAGCGCCGCCGGUGCGGGGUGGUUCCGAGGGACUGGUGGGUGGAGGACCUGUGCGAGCUUGAUGUGGAGCUUUACGGGCGCGUCAUGGUGGCGGUGAAGAAGUCCGUGGGGAGCAGGGACGUUGUCGUAGGAGAAGCUCUCAGGGCCUACGCCGCGCGGUGGCUCCCGGAGAACUGCCUCGAGGAAGAAGAGGACGGCGGAUCCAUGGCGGCGUACACGAACGUGCUCGAGACCAUCGUCUGGCUGCUGCCUAAGGAAGACGACGACGACGAUGGAUCAAUGUCGGCGUCGCGCUGCUGCUCGUGCCAGUUCCUGCUGAACCUGCUCAAGUUCUCCGUCGCGGUCGGCGCCGGGGAGCCGCUGCGGGAGGAGCUGAUGGACCGGGUCGCGCGGCAGUUGCACGAGGCGUCGGCCCGCGACCUCCUGGUCCCGGCCAGGCCGCCGGCGCAGACCAUCUACGACGUCGAGCUCGUCGAGGCGCUCGUCGGCAGAUACAUGCGGCGGCGGAACGCCGGGGUUGGGGAAGACGGGCUCUUCCUCAGCGGCGACCUUGAGAAUGAAGUGGAGGCAGACGAGUCCUUGCUGAAGCUGUGCAAGCUCGUCGACGCGUACUUGGCCGAGGUCGCCGGUGACCCGAACCUGCAGGUUUCGACAUUCGUCAGCUUGGCCACGUCCAUGCCUGAGCCUGCCCGGCCGUCGCACGAUGGCCUGUACACCGCCAUUGAUGUCUUCCUCAAGGUGCGGCCGAAUUUGGGCAAGGUGGAGAAGAGGACGAUAUCGGGCCUGAUGGACGUGAAGAAGCUCUCAAAGGAAGCCUGCAUCCACGCCGCGCAGAACGACCGCCUCCCGCUGCGCGUCGUGGUGCAGGUGCUCUUCUUCGAGCAGCUGCGCGCGGCGGCGCCACCGCCGCUAUCCGCCGGCGCCGGUAACGUGCUAGAACUCGAAGACGACGACGGCUGGAAGAACCAGGCGCUGGCGCUGACGCUGCCGGAGACUCUGCCGCCGACCCCGGCGGCCCUGAGGAGGCAGCUGGGGAGCCUGAAGCUGGCCGGGGAAGACGGCGUGGGCGGCGGAGGGGACGGGCGGCGGCUGGCGAGGAGCGCGAGCAUCGCGAACCAGAGCAGCAGGCUGUCGCUGUCGUCGCGGUCGCGGCGGAUCUUCGACAGGCUGUGGGUUGGCGGGAAGAUGGUGCCCGGCGGCGAGGUUGUCAGCAAGAGCUCCGACACGUCCGGGAGCUCGCAGAGCCCGCGCUCCUCCGCCGUGCCGCCCAACAAGUCGUCGUCCAGGAACCGCCGCUACUCGGUGUCGUAGGCGCCGCCCGGCUGUACAGAGGACGAAUGGUCGACGACGACUGUCGCGGUGUCGCCGGACGAAUGGUCGACGACGGCGGAUCGACUGCUAGCAUGCUAACUUCGAUUCAGGAUUUCAAGGGCUCUGUUCUGAUGGAUGCAUUUGUUGAUCUGAUCGACGUGCUCGCGGGGGCGACGAGGAACCAGAAAUUGAUCCUUGAUUUGCCGAACAUAACUGCUCUGAUCUUGACACGAUCGGCUGUCUUUCUCUUAACUCUUUGUUAGCUCGGUGAUCUGGGUAACCGCCUUUUGGUGGUUCUGCUUGGUAUGCGAACCGGAUAUCAUCGUGCUCGUGACGUGAGCAGGGUGCAGGCCAAAUCGUACUUAUAAAAAAUUUCAUGGUUGUUUUGGGCUGGAA